CGCUCGUAGCAGCUCACAAAUUAAUUUUCCCAUCAUUUGAAACAUGGAAGGAABGAAUCGUAUCGUGCCACUCCUUGGCAAUCGGUUGGCGUGGGACUGUUGAGAGAAAUUUUGUCCCACRAUAGAGAGCUCAUUACUUCUUUUCCAAUACUAAAGUCCACGAGGUGGAACCAAAAAAUAAAUCGCAAUCGCUAGUCAGUAUAKUACAGUAUUGAGUAACAGUAUUAGAUCAUAGUAACCCUUCGAUUCGACCAGUUUGUCAACAGURMUAAAAGAAGGAAAACUCAAGGUCAUAAAUCACAACUUGUAUGCUACUUAUCAAUCGACCAMAAUAAGAUGCAAUCCACACGAUUGGAACCAUCCGAACACUCAUCGAUGGCGAUGAAGAAGACCAAGGCAAAUGACCCGAGGGAUGGUGGUAACGACGAGGGCGUGGAAUGUGCGUUUGUGAGCAGCGACGAGAACGAUGGGAUUGCUAUUCGAAUCCUCAAACCAACAUCUAUUGCAGGCAAAGAUGAUUCUUCCGUUAAAGAAAGUCGGGAAGAAACCUUGGUGACUGUCGUCCGAACCCAAGACGAAACCGACGAACUCCGAGUCAGUACUUGCAGCAAGACUGAAAGUGGAAAAUCAUUCUCAGAGGACCCUGACCGGUCGUUCGAACUCACUCUUCRCAGGGCCAGCAUUCUCAAAAAGAUUUCCAAGCUUCGAGAGCAGAUCGACCUCGCCAUUUCGGAUGAUGAAAAGGUGGCUUUCGAAGAUUGCCUCAAGCUCGAGAUCCUCWKYUUGGAGCGCAAAAACCGUGAACAAGGCCCCUAUUUAGGAAMCCGCAGCAAGAACAAGAGCGUUGCUACGCCAACCGCGUCAAUUGCCACCGUCACCAGUAUCAACACUAACUUUGCUACCAUCAUGGAAAACUAUAGCAAUAACGAUGACAMUCUUGUKCGAAARUAGAAUUAAAAUGAUGAGACACAAGAAUAUGGCAGUCGGUACAAUAUGGGUGGGGGAAUGUGCAGUGAAAGACAAAAUGAAUUCAAUAUACUUGUAACGGGUACGAAAAGCACGAGACACCACAUCCAACAGGCCAUAAACUGGUACUACGAAUCGAUUUCAUGUCUACCUAGUAGGCAGAAACAUGAAAUCGAAAUUUUUAUUCUGACUUGAAGGUAAUGAAUUAUAAUAUUAUUA
Messenger RNA from Pseudo-nitzschia multistriata, 1185 nucleotides. The record is from the annotation of a GenBank genome assembly. Lineage: Eukaryota; Bacillariophyta; Bacillariophyceae; Bacillariales; Bacillariaceae.